This is a messenger RNA of Anopheles aquasalis, 654 nucleotides long. Its product is annotated as snaclec coagulation factor IX/factor X-binding protein subunit B-like. NCBI's taxonomy places the organism in Eukaryota, Metazoa, Arthropoda, Insecta, Diptera, Culicidae. The record is from RefSeq and is a predicted model, not a curated record.
AAAGCUCCGAGCGUGAAACAGUCGUCUACCGUACCGGACACAGUAAGGGAGCGCCGUGUAUUUUCGUCGUGUAUAAGGGAAGAACAUUAAAAUCGAGCAAUGGAACUUUCCAAACGUCUAUUCGUGGUGCUGUUUGCAGCGUACCUCUGCAGCGUGCAACUCGUGCAAUCGCAAAGUACAGCUCGUGAAAUGUUGCUGCGCAAUCAAUGCAUCUGCCCGUGCGGUAACCCAAGAGGUGGAAAGGAGUACAAAGUGCCCGACCAACGACUGAACUGGUUUGAUGCCGCUUCAUACUGCAAUGCGAUCGGUAUGUCCCUGGUAACCAUAAAGAGCGCAGACGAAGGCCAGAGACUCUACGAGACGCUACCGACAACUCUUCGUUCCUCGUCGUACUGGAUAGGAGCCAAUAUGUUGACCACCGAGUAUCAUCUGCAGUGGGAGCUAAGCGGAGAUGUAACGUUCUACGAAACGUGGGCCGAUGGUGAACCACGCACAAGGAAAGGCUAUUGCGUCUACAUAAAAUCGCUGUAUCCCGGAGAAAAGACAUGGUACUCGGAUAAUUGCUUGACGGAGCGCAAAUUUAUUUGUCAAUAUUAGAGCACAAUAAAGCAUGGCGCACCACAGCAACCGUUGGCUGCUUAGUUAUCCGGGAAA